This is a messenger RNA of Cuscuta campestris, 3054 nucleotides long. NCBI's taxonomy places the organism in Eukaryota, Viridiplantae, Streptophyta, Magnoliopsida, Solanales, Convolvulaceae. The record is from the annotation of a GenBank genome assembly.
GGAGGCUGGGGAGAUCAGGACUUUAUCUUCGAUCGGCUGACUUCUUCUCAGACGAAGGACAGGGGACUGAGAAAGGUUUCUCUGGAAUCCGCUUCAAUUGACGACGGACACCGGGAUCGGAGGCUGAGAACGACGAACAAUGGACGAUUGGAGAUCGGGAGGCUUGCGACGACGGACGGUUGGAGAGGGAAGGCUGAGGACGACGAACCCUAGUCGCGGCUGAGCUCUCGAUCGACGGACGAGAGGAAUUGGACGCGGUUUCAAGUGUUGGUUUGAAUCGAAUAGUAAGGUCCGAAUCCAACCUUCGUCGGACGGAAAUUGACGGUGGCCAGGGAGACUUCACCCCUUUCUACUAGGUUAGUUCAAUUGCUGCUGGUGGGCAGUAUGAUGAUCUCAUAAGAAAGUUUUGCAAGAAGCAGGUUCUUGCAGUUGGUAUUAGCCUGGGAAUUGAGAGGGUAUUCGCAAUAAUGGAGAAACUCACUAAAGUGUAUUACUUCAACUCAACAUUGGUUCCUGCAGUUGGUAUUAUACAUUGAUAGUAAUAUGUUGUUAUGAAAAUAAAGUGUAUUACUUCAACUCGGCAUUGGGGACGGGGACUUCCAAGAAUCUUACACUGAAGACCUACGCAAACGAGUAAGUCUAUAUUAUCUUUAUUCUAUGCAAAUUCUAUUCACAUUGUAAAGUGGCCAGCCUCCACCUCUGUUGUCAUCGUUGCACCCACUUCAAUCAUCCUAGCGGUGCGUGGAUCCCCAACCGUCAAUCAAUCGAGUAUGGUUUUCGAUAGAAUAGACGCUAACCUGCCGGCAACAACCCAAGCAGCGGUGCUCCCAAGGUUUGGCAAUUUUUGGACAUAAUUUUGAUUUCAUCUAGUUCAGAGUCAAUAAAAUUACAUCUUGAUAUUUUAGAUUUGCGAAUAUCUCUUCACAGCACUGAUUUAGGUUUUAAUUCUAAAGACUUUUUUAGGCUUUCGAAUACUAAAUGAGCGGCGAAUUCAUAGAACAAAGCCCAAGCUUUCUGGGUUUUGCACUGUUAGCCAAAUGUUGGCACAACAGUUAACACCCAAAUACUAAGUGAGGUUUCACACUGUGUUGAAAGCAUCAAUGGAGCCAAAGAUAGAAGAUGGAAAACUUCUUUGAGCUUCUACAAGCCUAUACUCAGAGGUUCACAUAUUUCCAUUCCACCAUUUCAUCACAAAAUUGACCCUUCUUUUACUUCUUUUUAAUAGUGUUGUAUGUUACUUUAUGUGAUGAUUGUUUGUAUGUGUUUAUUGAGGGAUAAUUGUUUCUAAUUUUAGCAUGAUAGUGUUUGGGUGAAUUCUUUGUUUGAUAGAGAGCUAUUAGAAAUACCACCUUUUUAUUAAUAUUUAAAAAAAAAUAGUAUAGCAAAGGCAUCGGUUGAUUUUCUGCAUUUUUUCAUUUUGAGAGCAACAAGGAGCAUAUACCGAUCAAGACAAGAAUGAAAAUUCAUGCUAAAUACUCCCACAUUAGAUCCCAUGCAAGUUCUCGACAAAUAGAGUUCAUAAUUCAACAAAUGAGCAUCUAAGGAACUUUUAAAAAAAAUCAGAUUAUCCAACAAAAAGUUGCUGAUUUUUUCAAAAGAUAUGCACUUGAGAUUAAGUUUUUAUCAAAAAUGAGCACAGUAGGCAUCAAAAUCAGUAUAAGACCUUAUGAUAAAUUUCAAAAUAUUGUCCCUAAGCAAGAUAGAGCAAGGAUAAUUCAAAUUUCAAGCAUAUGGAUCACGCUACGGGGCAAAAACAGCAGGGACAAACUGUGGUUGUUUAUUAUAACCAAUUUGUGACUCUUUGGAACAAGCUGUACGGAUCAGUUGAUCCAACGUGUGGUUGCCGGUGUGAGGCCGCGGCUUUGAUUCGGGCGCGCGAGGAACAGGAGAAAACUCAUCAUUUUUUGCUCGGUCUCGACGACAAACAGUUCGGUCACAUCCGUUCUCAGAUUAUUGCCACUGAACCUGUUCCAGACAUACACCGGGCUUCUGCUCUCAUCGUUCAAGAGGAACGCCACAAGAGCAUUGUCCAUGGCCGAGACGACCGUACGGAUGCUCUCGCCUUUGCCAUGAAACGUCCCGCUCCUACCCUGGGUCGUGGAGACCCCCCCAUUACUCGUGCACACAUUGUGGAAAAGAUGGUCAUUCCGUGGAUUAGUGCUAUCAAUUGCAUGGAUAUCCGCCCGGGAAGGGCCGUGGGGGUCGCGACAUUGCAUCCGGCCGUGGUGGCCGAACACCGUCCGGCGGCAGUAACGCCCCUGGCCGUGGGUCUGGCCGAGGGAAAUCCAAAGUUUAUGGCUACUGCAGUAGAUUUAGGAAGAGAAUUGAUAAGGCGAAGAAUUAGUCUUGCUUAUGGAGGAGGCAACGUUGGCCUACAAGGAGCUGUUGCUUCAACAGUCUUUACCAAUGGAGGUCUCGUUAGAGGUUUCAUUCCUGGGUACAUAGCAACACGACGGGUCUACGGACCUACAUACGGCGUAGAGCACACAGUUUCCAGCAAUUACUACAAAUAUUUUGAGAUGAAUCAUGCCGUGGAAGCUUUCAUCAUUCUUCCUGGAGGAGUUGACACUAUGGAAGGUUUGUUCACCUUGAUCUCGUGGGCUUCUGAAGGGUUACACAAUAGACCCAUUGGCCUCUUGAACAUUGACGGUUAUUUCAAUAACCUACUCAAAUUUCUAGAUGAUGCGGUGAGGCAGAACUUCAUGGCUUUGAAUCAAAGGAAACUUUUUAUUUCUUCAUUCUUUGUUGAUGAGCUUUUAGACAAACUAGAGCUUGCUAAAGCUUUCCCGGGUCCGGGAGCCGGUUACGACGAGUUUGCAAAUCCUGAGAGAUUAGACCUAGAAUUGCAUCUUUAACUUUCCUCAUGUAAUCUAAGUUGCAUUCAUGUUGAAAUAAUAUCGUCCUUGAACAUUACGAGUUAGUCAUAAAUAUUAUUCUAAGCUGUAUGGCCAGUGCAGCUACAUUUUCUUCAUUCUUUAGUCUUUCACUGUUGGUGUUACUGUUUUACGUCUCGUUCUGUAUUUUACGUCAAACGAAUCAAUCGAUUUGUCUAGU